Messenger RNA from Daldinia childiae, 6492 nucleotides. Its product is annotated as Conidial yellow pigment biosynthesis polyketide synthase. The coding region runs from base 1 to 6492 and encodes 2163 amino acids. Lineage: Eukaryota; Fungi; Ascomycota; Sordariomycetes; Xylariales; Hypoxylaceae. Gene Ontology annotation, biological process: fatty acid biosynthetic process; proteolysis; secondary metabolite biosynthetic process. Gene Ontology annotation, molecular function: phosphopantetheine binding; fatty acid synthase activity; 3-oxoacyl-[acyl-carrier-protein] synthase activity. The record is from RefSeq and is a predicted model, not a curated record. The transcript is spliced from 7 exons.
AUGUAUGCAGCUGCCGCAAACUCGGCCGCGAACACCCUCUUAUUGUUCGGGCCUCAGAUCCCUCGGCUCGUACCGUCUCGUCUUACAGACCUUCGGAAGACAAUCCUGGAGGAUCCUAGUCUUGGAUUCCUCGUUCAUAUCGUAAGGGAGCUGCCCUCGUUAUGGGAGACUACGAUUCAACCGAGUUCUUCCAACUUUAGGCGUCUCGCAAGAGCUAAGCAGCAACUAGAACAACUAGGGACGUUCUUUGAGAAUCAGAACGAAGAGGCGCCCCGGUUCGGUUCCCCUUCCAACUUACUUCUCGCUCCAUUAACUGCUAUUUCGCAAAUUGUCGAAUAUCUCCGUCUAGGCCAUAAAGGUACCGUACAAGGAUUCUGUGUUGGCUUCUUAGCUGCUACCGCUGUAGCAAGCGCACGGGACAAAGACGAUUUAGAGAAGUGGACGGCCACCGCAAUUCGCCUCGCGGUUUGUAUUGGGGCCGUCAUAGACCUAGACGAACUAGAACGGUCGGAUGAGGGUGGAGAUUCUUCCCGGUCUAGCUCUACGUGGGUCACGCUCACGAUACCAGAGGGCCAAUUUACGAGCUUCGCUAGACAACUCGCAGAUGGCGGCUUAUCCGCUAAGCCAGUUGGUCUUUCUGGCCGAUAUCACACGACCAGUCCAGAUAGGACCGAGAUCGUUCAACAACUAAAAUUGCUAUUUCAGCAUAAUGAACACUUCCAGUUUCCGGCUGCUGAACGGCUGACCGUGCCCCUGAGAUCUACCCUGGACACGGAGAUUAUCACGAAAGGGGCGCUUCAAGAAAUCGCUCUAGACUGCAUCCUGGUGGGUGUAUGUAGGUGGUAUGAAACAGUUCAAGCAACGCUGGAUGCAUGGGAUGGCCAGCCGGUUAAAAUAAUACCAAUUGGCAGCAGCCCAGGGGCCGUGCCUCGAUCUCUCAAAUUAGCUACUGAUACCCCCACUAACGGGUACUUCGACCAGUCUCUAUUACCAGAAACAAGUUCGCCUUCUAGCGGUAUAACUACCGGCAACUUGGCUACUGGUCAGACGACCCCGAGCGGUUCUCUUCCUCCGACAGCCGUGGGAACAGCACAGCCCAUUGCCGUCAUUGGCAUGGCGUGUCGAUACGCGCAAUCUGAUUCUCUUGAAGACUUCUGGUCCUUGAUCAACUCUGGUAGAAAUGCAACCACGCCUGUACCUGAAAAUCGGUUCAAGUCCUCGGACUUGUGGCGUAAUCCUAAAGGUCCCUUCUUUGGUAACUUCCUACGGGAGGCGGAUGCAUUUGAUCAUCGCUUCUUCGGCAUGUCUGCUCGCGAGGCCGCAUCAAUGGACCCCCAACAGAGGCUUCUACUCCAGGUAUCAUACGAAGCCAUGGAAUCAGCCGGGUACGCGGAUGGGUCAGAGUCACCACACCGCCCUGUGGGAUGUUACAUUGGCGCGGGUUACGUCGAAUACGAGGACAACAUAGCUUCGGAAGACGCAACCGCGUUCUCGGCUACUGGAGCUAUAAGAGCAUUCAUCAGUGGUAGAGUCAGCCACUAUUUUGGUUGGACUGGUCCCUCUGUUGUAUUCGAUACGGCAUGUUCUUCAUCCGCCGUUGCUAUUCAUCAUGCUUGCAAGGCUCUCCAAACAAACGACUGCUCCGUCGCCAUUGCUGGAGGUGUCAAUGUAAUCACAAGCUCUACAUUCUAUCAGAACUUGGCAGCUGCCUCUUUCUUGAACACGACAGGUGCCUCGCGGGCCUUUGAUGCCCAGGCAAAUGGAUACUGUCGUGGUGAGGGUGCCGGCGUGUUAGUCCUCAAGCCUUUAGCACAGGCUAUAGCUGAUAAUGACCACAUCCUUGGCACUAUCACAGGGACAGCAGUUAACCAAAACUCGAGCUGCAGUCCUAUCACUGUACCAGACUCACAGUCGCAAAGCGAUCUAUACCUCCAAGCCCUCGCCGGAGGUGGAGUGUUGCCUUCAGAGGUUUCCUAUGUGGAGGCUCAUGGAACAGGAACCCCUGUGGGUGAUCCCAUUGAAUGUGCUAGUAUACGAAGUGCAUUCGGUAGCCCGAAUCGUACCCAAGAGCUUGUGAUAGGGUCGGUGAAAGAUGUGAUCGGUCAUACCGAAGCCGCAUCAGGAGUGGCGGGAGUUAUCAAGACGUUACUUAUGAUGCAGUACGGCAUAAUUCCUAAGCAGCCUAACUUUACUCGUCUUAACCCAAAGAUUCCCGCCUUGGAGCCGGAUAAGAUGGCAAUUGCCUCACAAGCUCGCCCAUGGCACACAAGCACACGGAGGGCGGCCCUUAUUAACAACUACGGGGCGGCUGGAAGCAAUGCCGCUAUUGUUGUUCGUGAGUAUCGUCGCAGCUCGGCAGCUGAAGAUGUUAUAAAUCAAUUGCCAGAAGAUAACAAGAUCGAAUAUCCAAUAUUCAUUUCGGCGAAGACAGCAGAAAGUGUUCGCGCGUACAGCGCCGCAUUAAAAUCAUUCUUGGACCGGAACCCCUCGAUUCAACUAAGCGAUGUAGCGUAUAAUCUAGCCCGCAAGCAGAACCGAAUGCUCGAAUAUGCUUCGACGUGGACUACUGCGAGUCUUUCCGCCCUUCGGAAAGACCUAGAAGCUAUUGCCUCUAGCUCACGCCCUGUGUUGCAGAGAAGCAUCGACAGGAAGAAGAAAACAGCCGCGACACAGUGGCCAGCACCAGUAGUGCUCUGUUUCGGUGGCCAGACAGGCCGUAGCAUCUACCUUUCACGAGAUCUCGUCCAGAAUACACCCUUUUUACGAGCUCAUCUCGAAAGCUGUAAUGAGGUUUGCCAGAGUCUAGGAUUGUCGUCGUUCUUCCCGCGUAUAUUCGAUCCGACCCCUGUAGAUGAUUUGGUCUUCCUGCAUGCCAUGUUAUUCUCAGUGCAAUAUUCAAGUGCCCAGGCCUGGCUGGAUGCUGGGUUGAAAAUAAGUACUUUGAUAGGUCACAGCUUUGGCCAACUAACAGCGCUUGUCGUGGCCGGUAGCCUGGAUCUUACUGACGGCCUCCGCCUGGUUACAGGCCGGGCUCGCUUAAUGGAGAAACUUUGGGGCGCCGACGCCGGUGUCAUGCUGGCGAUUGAGGGCGACACGGAGCGUCUCGACUACCUGCUUAAGACAGUUGCUGAAAAGCAAUCCGUCGACGUAGCCUGCUACAACGGCCCGCGCAAUAUCGUACUCGCUAGUGAUACGGCAGCAGCAGAUGCGGCCGAGAAGAUCUGUCGGGAGACGCCAGGCCUAAAGACGGUUCGACUAGCUAACAGCCAUGCAUAUCACUCUCGCCUUGCUGAUCCCAUUCUGGAUGACCUCCAAGCCUUAGCCUCAACUCUUACCUGGAGAAAGCCAUCAAUUCGCCUAGAGACAUGCUCGCCCAACCAGAGUUGGACCAGCAUUGAUGCUGCUAAGAUCGCAAGCCACACCCGUGAACCCGUCUAUUUCGGCGAGGCUAUUCAGAGAAUUGCCAAUCAAAAUCCGUCAUCCGUCUGGCUCGAGGCUGGUUCGGUAUCCCCAAUCAUUGGCAUGGUUGCGGGCAUUCAUGCAAAUUGCUUACAGGAAGGCGGUGGCGAUGACGAUGUCUCCGUGUGCAACGCCAUUGGAGAAGUACUAUGGAGCGAAUCGUUACUACAGUCAGUUAGCCAAGAUACAUCUUCUAAGAACCGAACGUGGAGAGUAUAUUCCAACAUGGAGGCCAAGGGCAAAAACACGCUCGUCAACGACGUAUUCGUCCUAGAUCCCACAACAGGUUCUAUUGUCCUGGCUUUCUUGGGCGCCGAGUUUACUCAGGUAUCCCUCACAUCACUACGAAGGGUCCUGUCCAAGAUAAAUGGAAACACCAUUACUCCUGCACCAUCUAAAUCCACCUCGCUUUCGUCGACCACAAAUAACGUCUUCGCGGAUACCGUCCAACCACAGCAACCACAAGUACCUUUUAACAACGACAUAACGCGACAUAAUGAUCAUUCCACGACGACGACUACGAAGUCCGAGACUAGUGUUACUCCCCUUGCCGCUUCUGGGGUCAACCAAUCUGUCCGCAAAAUGCUAAGCGACAUCUUCGGAAUGAGCAUCGAAGAGGUUCAACCGGACGCCGACCUCGCUGACUUGGGUGUUGACUCGCUAAUGAUCACCGAGAUAUCUAGCGAGAUUCAGAAGCACUUCGGAGUGACUCUAUCUAUUGACGACCUGCAGGACCUGACUGAUGUCCAAUCUUUAAUCCGGAUUCUAGGAGGGGAGUCGUCUAUCCCUACUCCUACUUCUACUCAUACUCCCACUCCUGCAGUACAAAGCCUAAAUGAAGUGACACAUGGCCACGAAGAGGAUGACGAAGAAAAAGAAGAUUCUAACGAUGACGGGGGCAUCGCAGCUGUUGCUAAUGACUGGCUCUGUGUAUACAGAAACACAUUCGAUGAGGACGCGCAGAAGCACGAUCUGAUAGGUUUCCACAAAGCCGUGUACCCGUUCCAAGCACAACUAGUCGUCGCAUACACCGUUGAAGCAUUCGCCGACCUGGGCUGUGACAUACGUACGCUUCGCUCUGGAGAACGUCUACCCGAUUUUAAAUACCUGCCGAAACACGAGAAGCUCGUAGCCCAAAUGCACAAGAUUCUAGAAGACGCGAGUUUAAUUACACUUAAAGACGGUAGUAGUAGGGCCAUCCGGACGGAUCAGCCUCUCCUGCGCAACACUGGCGCUCGGCUCGCCGAUUGCCUUGCAGGCCGGCUGGAUCCUCUGGCCGUUAUGUUUGGCGAUGCCGAGGCGCGCAAGUUAAUGGGAGAUGUAUACGCCACCGCACCCCUAUUCCGAGCCGCCACGUCCUUCCUUUCGCGGUUUUUGUCCAACGUGUGCGAGAGAUUCCAGGGCAAGCGUGAGAUCCGCAUCCUCGAGCUCGGUGGGGGUACUGGCGGAACAACUAAAACUCUAGUUGAUUUGUUUGAGAAGAGUGACGUGAAGAAAAGGAUCGUAUAUACUUUCUCGGACGUCUCGCGAUCGCUAGUAGCUGCUGCCAAGCGGAGAUUCGCCCAAUAUCCUUUCAUGGAAUAUGCGGUUAUAGACAUUGAAAAGGAACCUCCCACGGACCUCCAGGGACGGUUCGAUCUGAUCAUCUCAACUAAUUGUAUCCAUGCGACUUCGAACCUUGUCCGGUCGUGCACCAACAUUCGACAUCUACUGCGCGAAGACGGGUUGCUAUGUCUCGUCGAGAACGAGGAAAACCUGUUUUGGUACGACCUUGUCUGGGGGCUGGUCGAAGGAUGGUGGCUGUUCGAAGACGAUCGCACCCAUGCCCUGAUUCCUGCAGCGCGAUGGAAAACGAAGCUCCAGGCGUCGGGUUUCCAAUGGGUUGACUGGUCGACGGGUUCUAGCGAGGAGAGUAAAAUCUUACGCAUCAUAGCGGCAUCACCAUCUGCCCAGCUUUUGAGUCCGGCGGUUAAUAGUUCAAACCAAGAGCUAGAGAUAGUUCCCGAGACGCAGGAGACAGUAAUAUUCAAGCAUGUUGGACCCUUACCAUUACAGGCUGAUAUAUACUACCCACCAACACUACAGACCGGUAGCGAUGCGCGACCUGUUGCUUUAAUGGUACAUGGCGGAGGUCACGUAAUGCUAUCACGAAAAGACAUACGUCCGAAGCAAACCCAGAUCUUACUAGACGCCGGCUUCGUUCCUAUUAGUGUCGACUACCGCCUUUGUCCAGAGACCACCUUAGAAGAGGGCCCUAUAACAGAUGUUUGCGACGCUUUAAGAUGGGUACGCAACACACUACCAUCCCUCGCUAGAAAGCGAUCCGACGUCCGAAUUAACGGCGAUCGCGUAGUCGCAGUUGGCUGGUCAACCGGAGGUACCCUAGCCUUGAGCCUAGGCUGGAGCGCUCCGAGCACAGGCCUACAGCCGCCGCAGGCCAUCCUAGCCUUCUACUGCCCCACCGACUACGAAGAUAAAUCCUGGUCGCGAGAGAACAAGCCUUACGGAGACGCGGUCAUGACAGAAACGUACAACUUAUUAGACGGGGUAGAGGACUCGCCAAUAACGGCAUAUAACCCUCCCACAGGGUCACGAGCAGCAGGCGGAUGGAUGGCCAAGAACGACGCUCGCUCGCGUAUUGUCCUCCACAUGAACUGGCACGGACAAACAGUACCAGUCCUAGUCCACGGCCUAAAGAAGAAGAAGAACGCACAGCAGAACGGAACGCCACAACUACCAACACCUACACCCAGCCAGGUCCAAGCCAUCAGCCCACUAGCACACAUUCGAAACGGCAGCUAUCGCACGCCUACGUUCUUAGUGCACCCGUACGAAGACGACCUGAUUCCUUGGCAGCAAGCUCAGCGCACAGCCGAUGAGCUGUGUAGCCGGGGCAUCGAUUCGGAAUUACGACUUAUAAGCAAUGCUGCGCAUUUGUUUGAUAUGUAUCGCAGUCAUGAAGGGAAUGAAGAGGCCGUUCGGGCUAUUAAUGAUGGUUACGCUUUCUUAUCUCGUCACGUUAGCGGUGCUUAG